Messenger RNA from Micromonas pusilla CCMP1545, 1920 nucleotides. RefSeq lists its product as uncharacterized. The record is from RefSeq and is a predicted model, not a curated record. Bases 1 to 1920 code for a protein of 639 amino acids. NCBI's taxonomy places the organism in Eukaryota, Viridiplantae, Chlorophyta, Mamiellophyceae, Mamiellales, Mamiellaceae. The transcript has a single exon.
AUGACGACGACGGCGGGCGGGCGCCGCCUCCUGGAGCACUGCUUCACGCAGUUCGGCGCGACGUCGGAGACUGGCCACGAAGACGCGAACCAUACGCACUCGGGCGCGAGCGACUGGGAGGCGACGCACAGCGUGCACGUGGACCCGUACACCGUCCGCCUCCUGUACUGGACCGCGCACGUCCUCUUCGCCGCGCUGAUGCUCAUCCUCAUGCUCCGCCUGUGGCCGCCGCCGGACCGCGUGUUCCCGCGGAAGCGGCCCGUGUGCCGAUGCCUCCCGUGGUGCUGCGCGGGGAGGAUGCUCGGAUACGGCGUCAUCGACUGGCACGAAGGGCGCCUCACGCCGUUCGUCCGGUACUUCAAAGAGCGGCACGACCUCCUGUCGCUCUACUUCGGCGACUACGACUUCAUCACGUUUCGAUGUCGGCUCACGCACUUCGCCGCGGGCAUCGUGUGCACGGCGGCGCUCUCCAUGGGGCUCACGGACCUCGCGACGUCGCAGAUCACCGGGGACUUUUGGACACACCAGAUAUGGGUGUUUCUCGCGCUGUUCGUGUACGACAUCGUGCUGGGCAUCGCGCUGCGCGUCAGCGCGGUGGGCACGUCCGAACGCGCCGUCGCCGCGACGGAUUCCAACGCGCGGAAAAAAUACGAGUGGAAAUACUUUGGCGCGUGCGCGCUGUUUUCGCUCGCGUGCGUGUUCAUAAGCGUCAUGUUCGUGCACGUCAUGGACGAGGCCGGCGGGUGCGGCGACGGGUUUAACACGUUCCUGGCGUACAUGUACAUCUUCGGUCUGUACGAGAUGUUCGGCUGGUUGCUUCUGCACCCGGCGGUGAUCACGUUUCGAUGGGUCUUGGGUCGGGUGUUGCUUCGCGUGGGGACGGACGCGGAGGACGACGACGAGACGAUGGACUGCUGCUGGAAGAAGUGUCCGGGCGGGGAGAAGGCGUGCGCGUGCCGGCCGCAGCCGAGCGCGCCGGUGCACGCGUUCUUGCUCGCGUCGUGCAGCGUCGGUCGAUCCUCGUCCGCGUCCGCGUCCAAUCGCGGCGGCGGCGACGGCGGCGGCGGCGGCGACGACUUUUCGUUCCGCGGCGGCGUCACGCCGAGGGCGAGCGAUGGCGCCGCGCACUGGGACGAGGAGCUAGGGAGCCCGCGGAGCGGGUCCGUCGUGUCCGACGGCAUGGAGCGCGCGCUGGGGACGUCGCGGGUGUUAUUCUGGCGAAGAAACGCGGCGGCGCGGCAAAAAGAAAAAGCCGAAGACGCGGUGCGCGCCGCCGUGCGCGCGAAGAAAGAGGCGGAGACGCUGCGCACGGAGCUCGCGGACGCGAUCGCCGCGGAGACCGAGGCGGCGGCCGCGCAGGCGCAGGCCGAGGCCGCGGUCGCGGAGGCGAGAGCGCUCGCCGCGGAGGCGAAAGCGCUCAGAGCGCUGAUGCCCGCGCGCAGGAAAAACGCGCCGCCGAUCGAGCUCACGCCGCCGUCGCCGCAACGGUUCGCGGGCGGCGGCGGCGGCGGCAGCGGCCGGUCGUCGCGCGGUGCCCGCGCGCGGUCGCCGUUCGUGCGGAGCGGGAGCGUGAGCACCGACGGCGGCAGGACGCCGCGCGGUGCGGUGCGGCGGAUGUGGGACCGGUUCAGGAGCAGCCCGACGCCCGGGUCGACGGGGAGCCCUUCGAGCGGCGGACGGCGCGCGGCGCCGGCGCCGGCGUCGGCGACGCCGAAGACGCCGAAGACGCCGCUCGGGGGGACGCCGACGUUGGUCGACCGCGAGGUUGUAGACCCGGAGAAGCUCGAGAUUCAGUGGGAAGAGACGGAGGGUGGGGAUCACGGCGGGGGGGAGAGGGAUUCGCCGGACUCGCCGCUGCCGGCGAACGCGUCGAGACGGUUUCGAAAACGCCGCGACGAGGACGAAGAAGAGUCGCCGUGA